Gossypium arboreum is the source of this 816-nucleotide messenger RNA. RefSeq lists its product as uncharacterized. NCBI's taxonomy places the organism in Eukaryota, Viridiplantae, Streptophyta, Magnoliopsida, Malvales, Malvaceae. The transcript is spliced from 3 exons. The record is from RefSeq and is a predicted model, not a curated record. The coding region runs from base 1 to 816 and encodes 271 amino acids.
AUGGGUACUAGAGGCCGCAGAGGGAUUCGACCUGAGUCCUUCGCAUAUGAUGCGAUCCCUAAUCUGGACACUAGCGAGACUUUGGUGUCACCUGUUACUGAGACUGAUGCUGAGUCUUAUGAUAGUGUAGCUAGGGACGACGCACUGUCCCAGGCUAUGCUACGAAUUCUGGAGAGGGUCGCUGGGGCCAAUACUGGAUCUGGAGGCCGUGGGUCGGUUACAGAACGACUCUGCUUAAAUGGGGCUGAGAUAUUCAGGGGCAUCGCUGGAGUUGCUUCGAGUGUGGCUGAGUAUUGGGUGGAGGCCACAGAGCGCAUAAUGGAUGAUUUGGACUUUACUGAGGAGCAGAAGCUCAAGGGGGCUGUGUCUUUGCAUCGUAAUGAGAGGAAGUAUGUAGGAGCCAACUAUACAGAUGCUAGGCAACGUGAGUUCUUGAAUCUCACUCAGGGGGACUGUUCAAUCCCCGAGUAUGAGGCUGAAUUUCUGAGACUAGAUUGCUAUACGAGGGGUAUGGUGACGACUGACCUGCGAGUUCUAAUAGCUCCUCAAAGGAAGCAGGAUUUCUCAGCCUUGGUAGAGGAGGUGAAGCACUCUGAGCGCCAAAACCGUGAAAAAGGGAAGUCUAAGAGUGAUUCUAAGUCUUCUAGUGCUGGGAUGAGGUCUAAGAAAAAGGCCAGGACUAAUGGGCCCAAAAUAGUUGGGCCUACUGUUGCACCUACUGGGGUGCCGAUCUGUCAGCUUUGUAAUGGACGCCAUCCGGGCGAGUGUUGGAGAGCUACUGAGGCUUGUUUGAGGUGUGGGUCGACUGAGCAUUGA